Molecule: messenger RNA, 1115 nt
Organism: Bemisia tabaci
Lineage: Eukaryota; Metazoa; Arthropoda; Insecta; Hemiptera; Aleyrodidae
Source: RefSeq, a predicted model, not a curated record
AUGGAGGUUGACCGACACGAUGUAAAUGAAGAAAUCCAGCCACUGCCCCGCAAAUGUGGUAGAAAAUCCAGCUUCUUUCGCAAGUCCUUCAGUGCCUAUGCAGAAUCCUGCAACCAAACAACGUCUGUGAGAUCGACAAUUUUCUCUGCCAAUGAAAGUACUGAAGAAACAGAUGACAGACUUAUUGCACUUCUGAAGGAACAGAAAAAACAAAAUAAAGUAACCCUCGAGGAAUUGAAGGAUGCCUGUAUUCUAGCGAAGGCACAGAGCUUUCAAGAUUCCUUUGAUUUUGAGAAGGAAUUCGAGGCAGGAAUGUGUGAUAAGGAUGCUUUGAAAUGGAAAGAAAAUUUGGAAUUCAUCAAUGCAGCUCCUGAUUAUAAAGGACUUUUUGCAAAGUUCGAGUCACUUAAAGAAAAAAUUGCCCUCGAGACACGACUUGAUGCUAUGCUGAAGGAAGCAGCCGCCAACUUUGCCCAUGCUGCUCAAAACAAAAUUCAAAAUUCAGUUGGCAAUGUUAUCCAAAAACUUGCAGAAGAAAGAUUAACAAUGGCUGAUAUCCUGACUCCUGAUUUAAACAUCGAUUCUGAUGGCAUUAUGAUACCUUCAUUUCUAAAUACUUCAAACAGUCAAAUAGAUGAAAAAGAGAACUGUAUGUCCUAAUGACUGUUCAAAAUGUUUUAUUGUUAUGUAUGUAAUAUAAAUAUUUUAUUAAUUAACUCUUUCAAUGCCACAGGUAAGUUAGCUUGUCCACUGCGGUGAGCACAAUGAACCGCAGAGGGGUUAACUUGUUUUCAAGUCAAGUGCACCUUAAGACCUCCCCAUCUUAGCGGAAUGAUGAAAUAAAGAAUGCAGGUCAACCCCUCAUAAACCUAGCUGCUCAUCCAAUUGUUUCCCGGAACCGUCUCUUUUCAUGGUGUGAAUUGUGUACCAUUUUUUAUUUUCACCUAGGUUACGGAGUGAGCACAACAAAUCUUACUGUGGUAUUGAAAGGGAAAAGUAAAGUGAACAAUUGUCGAAAUAUUAAUAUUUAAAAUGGGUACAUUGUAAAAUUAUCAUGUUCACCAAUUUCGUAAUGUAACAUAUUUAGAGUUUUUGUAAUAAACUUUCAAAAUUUU